Molecule: messenger RNA, 1698 nt
Organism: Morone saxatilis (striped sea-bass)
Lineage: Eukaryota; Metazoa; Chordata; Actinopteri; Moronidae
Gene: nanog
Product: nanog homeobox
Exons: 4
Coding region: 1-1311 (436 amino acids)
Biological process (GO): regulation of transcription by RNA polymerase II
Molecular function (GO): RNA polymerase II cis-regulatory region sequence-specific DNA binding; DNA-binding transcription factor activity, RNA polymerase II-specific
Source: RefSeq, a predicted model, not a curated record
AUGGCAGACUGGAAGUCGCAGAUAAGUUACAACUACAACCCCUCUUAUCACGCCUACGCCUACGGCCUCGUGUACCAACCCGGGCCCGAGCAAAACCACGGGAACCUGAGCAGCUGGGGCGAAACCGGAGUCACGGAUUUGAGCAACUACAACGCCGGGGUGACACAGGCCUACUACGCCACCACCGCCAGGGCCCGAGAGGAGUCCCCGCCGGGCAGCCCGGAGCAGCAUGCCGCUCCCGGUCACUGUCACUACCAGGGCUCCGGGGUGGUCUACCUCGGUGACACCCAGGCCGGCCGUCUGCUGCUGUCCGGACAACACCGGGCUGCCUACGACGCACGGACACACGAGGCGAGGCGGGCCGGGAGCGACUCAACCAGCGACUCCGAGGCGCACACCUCCCCCGAUUCAUGGAGCUCUGGCAGCAGCAGAGAAGGUAAUCUCCCCCAGGCCGACCCGGCUACUUGGGCGAAGCAAGAUCUCGACGAUGAGGCAACCAGCAGAAGCCCUGACGCAGGCGAGGACGUUCCCAGCUCUCUCAAGGAAGAGCCAAUGCCCUUUAUGGUCACAGGGAACGAGGGAACCGACAGCACCGCCACCUCUGUACAUGUGCCCUUAACUGCCCCAAAGAAACCAAGCACUACUUCCGGAAAUAACCCCAAAGCAAAGGCCCGGGCAGCCUUCUCGGAGAGUCAGAUGAAUGCUCUUGUCCAGCGCUUUAGUGUGCAGAGGUAUCUCACCCCAGCUGAAAUGAAGAACCUGGCGGAAAUGACGGGGCUGACUUACAAACAGAUCAAGACCUGGUUCCAGAACCGAAGGAUGAAGCUAAGGAGGCACCAGAAAGACACGAGCUGGGUGUCUGAGCGCUACACCACCAACAAAGACAGCCCAGUUCGUGGAACAGUCUUCACAAAUAUUCCCUCGCAUAUCCCACCUUAUCAGGGAGAAGCCCGGCCCCAGCUCAAGGAGCAUUACAACCAGCACAUGAUGGAGUCAGCCUUCAAGAAGACCGCUCCACAGAACCUGGCCUUCUACCUGGCUGCUAUGGGCUCUGCUGCUGGAUCUGCUGGAUAUCCCUCCUGGUCCUCUGGUCCGCCCCAGACCGCAGUCCCCACGAGGCCCCAGGCGGCUGGCUGGUCCAUGCCCCCAGGCAUCGGCCAUUAUGAAUACAACCCCGGUGCAUUCAACUCGGCCAACGUUGCCUCUGCAAAUAACACCGGGCACGACACGAGCUUUGAAAGCAAAGAUGUGGAGUCUGUGAACAGCCGCGGCUCCUUAAACACAGCCAUAGUGCAUAACGCCAGCCAGUAGUCUAUGUUGGAGCUGACAAGCGUUUCUGUAAAUGUGACCCAUAAGCCAUGUUAAUAUUCUUCUAUUCAAGUUUCCUGACUGUAGUUUGUAAUUAACUUGGGGUGCUUUUUGUCAGGCUGGGUGUACAUAUGCUUUGUUCAUUUCUUCUGUUCAAAAGUAUUUUACCUUUUUAUCUCAGUUUUAUUUUUAUAUGCAACUAUUUAAUGUAUGUUGGUGUGUUCUUUGCGCUUGGUGAUACUAGAUGUGUCCAAGUUGGAUUCAUUCUUGGGAUUACAUUGUUUUUUGGAACUGUUUUAAGGCAAAGUGCUGAUACAGAUCUAAUGUGCACACAUUUCAAUGAGUUUUUUUUUUUUUCUAUAAAUACAGGUUCACUUUGGCAACUUGAAA